Molecule: messenger RNA, 1305 nt
Organism: Pestalotiopsis fici W106-1
Lineage: Eukaryota; Fungi; Ascomycota; Sordariomycetes; Amphisphaeriales; Sporocadaceae
Exons: 3
Coding region: 1-1305 (434 amino acids)
Cellular component (GO): nucleus
Molecular function (GO): metal ion binding
Source: RefSeq, a predicted model, not a curated record
AUGACAACUGCCGAGGAACAAGAGCUUCUGGCUCAGAUCAAUCGGCUGGAAGGACGCAUCAGUCGACACAAAGCACAACACGCCACCCCGACCUCGUCCUACCCCAGAAGCACCUAUAGGUCUUCCCCGUACCAUCGUGGUACUCACCGUGGAUCGCGAGGCCAUGCGCCGACGUAUCGCAACAGAACGCUGGUUUUGAAUGGACAGAAUGGACAGUCGGGGCAGGCGCGCUCUGAUUCGCCGGCGAUUCCCAACGCCAGCGGAUCAUGGGUGAGCCGAACCGACCGACAUCUCCAACUCAUUAACAGCUCUGUUUUCGAGAAGGACGCACAGGCUCGAGCCUCUGCCAUCGAGGAGACGCAGCGGCAAAAGCGCUUGCAGAAGGAGCAGGUGGAGAAGAACCGAUUCUUGAAUUAUGUGCAGAAGAACGGCAACAGCAUGCCACCCUUGCCCUCUAACUCUACCCCGACAGCAUCCAAAUACGAAAUCACAGUCGAAGGCAUCCGUUUUCAGAUCACCAAGCAGGGCAGUAAACUUGUCCGCGCCCCUGACGACAAGAACCCUCCUUCCGCUACUCCCAGAAUCACCACGAUCGGUGGUGUCAAGUUCUAUCGAACCAAGAAUGGAAAUCUCGUCAGACACGGCAUUGCCAAGGCACAACGGUAUGUGCCCCGAUCCGGAGAAAGCGCACUUCUAACAACGACGAGCAGAUUGGCAGGUGGAAUUAAGAAGGUCAACAUUCCUUGCAAGACCUUCUCCUGGACCGGUUCAUGUAUCAAGGGUCCGAAUUGUCGAUUCGUUCAUGACCCAUCCAAAGUCGCCAUCUGCCGUGACUGGCUUUUCAAGAACGAUUGCCCCAAUGGCGAUGCUUGUGAUCUUGUCCACGAGAAUUCUGAACAGCGCACGCCACUAUGCUUGCAUUUUGCCAAUGGCAAAUGUCAUAAUGACUCAUGUCCGUACGUUCAUGCUGAACAUUCCCAGACUGAUCCGGUUUGCCGCGACUUUGGUUUCCACGGCUAUUGCGAGCGAGGAGCCAAGUGCCCUGAUCGCCACGUAUUCGAGUGCCCUGAUUUCAGCAACACCGGUGUCUGUAAGAGCAAGGGCUGUAAGCUCCUUCACCGAGAACGGGCAAGCGUACUCCGCAACAAAGUCAUUAGCAGCAAUGACGAGGAGAUGGCCGACCUGUCCAGCGAUGAGGACGAGGGCGCUGCCCCUGAUGAUAUAGACUCUGACGAGGUGGAGGAAUUCAUUGGCAAUGACGAUUCGGAUGAACUAGAUCUUUCCAAGGACUACAUUGGAUUUUAA